CUUACGCUUUGCGCUGGCCUCAAGCUUGUAUUCACAGCCUCCUCUCGCAUGCUCACGUUUCAUUGUGGCGCGUCUCCACAUCACACGCUUCCGCACCGCUCCUAAAUACACGACCGCGCUGGCAUCUCCACAAUGCGUACAUGGAUAGUAGCCAGCUCUUUGCUGGCAUUGACACAAGCCUUCUACAUGCCAGGUUUCUCAUACAGAAGUUAUCGCGACGGCGACACAAUACCGCUUUUUAUCAACAAGGUGUACUCCGACCACAGCGAAUUGCAGUAUGCGUUCGCCGAACUUCCCUUCGUCUGCCCACCGACCGGCCGUCUACGCGCGGGGCAUCUCACAAGCGGAACGAGCAUAACUCUUAGCCUAGGCGAGGUUCUGCGAGGCGAUCGCAUUGUCGUCUCAGACUAUGAGCUAGUUAUGGGUGUUGACGAGGAAGCCCGGUAUCUUUGCAGCCGAUCGAUCGAUCUCGAGGGUAUACGGAGAGCACAAGAGCUCAUCCGGGACGGAUAUGUCGUCGAGUGGCUCGUGGACAACCUGCCAGGCGCUACAAGUUUUCAAACGACAGACAAGAGCAGAAAGUACUAUGCAGCAGGAUUCAAGCUUGGUGACCAGAGGACAUUAGGAGCUGGCGGUCCUACGGAGUACCUACUCAACAACCACGUCACACUCGUCAUUCGUUACCAUCGUGCUCCCGGAAAAGGCGGCGAUAAGGGCAAGAAGGUCAUUGUUGGGUUCGAAGUGUUCCCACGGAGCAUCACAGCAGACAAUCGAGAUGAGUCUGGUCUUCCAGUGCACAUUGAAGGCGGAAACGAUCCCUUCGUCCUAGUUCCUCAAGCCAACAGCACGAACACCACCGAUGCCACGAUCGAACCUACGUCUUUAACAAUACCCUACACGUACUCGGUCUAUUGGCGAGAAGAUGACCGCCUCGAAUGGCAAAACCGUUGGGACAUGUACUUUGUAGCACAGGACGAUAGUGCAAACGUUCACUGGCUGGCCAUCAUAAGUUCCCUGGUAAUCUGCGGCUUGCUUACCGCAGUCGUCUCCGUUGUUCUAACACGCACAAUCCGCGGCGACAUCAGAGGUCAUUACGAUACCGACCUGCUUGGGUUAAACACUAUCUCCAACCGCACAAUGCCGUCACUGAAGCGAGAGAAGAGUAGUCUGCUCGGGCCAAUGGCAGAUCUAGACACAGAUGAUGCCGCGUCGGACGAAGAGUUCGAAGACGUGCCAGGCUGGAAGCUGCUCCACGGCGAUGUGUUCAGAUCACCAGCUUACGGUGGUCUACUCGCCCCACUUGUUGGUUCUGGCAUGCAGCUUCUUUACAUGGCAUUUGGUCUCCUCGUCCUCAGCACUUUGGGCGUGCUCAAUCCAAGCUUCCGUGGUGGCUACGUCAGUGUUGGUGUCGGGCUGUUCGUUUUCGCAGGGAUAUUCUCUGGCUACUUUUCCGCACGCCUGUACAGAACAUUUGGGGGUCAGCUGUGGCAGAAGAACGUCAUCAUCACGGCCUCGCUGGUACCGGGACUUCUGUUCGCCACAACGUUCAUCCUGAACCUUUUCGUGUGGAUGCAGGCUUCAAGCACAGCACUGCCUUUCGGUACACUCAUCGCGCUCGUCAUGCUCUGGCUCUUUGUACAGCUUCCACUCGUCUACGUCGGCAGCUGGUUCGGUUACGAGCGUAUGGGCGCAUACACGCACCCUAUAACCGCAAACGCUAUCCCCCGUCAGCUUCCCGAUCGACGCUGGUACUCUUUGAGUGGACAAAGACUGAUUCUCGCUGGUCUUGUGCCUUUCAUGGUCAUCUUCGUCGAAUUGACGUUCGUCGUAAAGAGCCUAUGGAUAGACAAGACUACUUACUAUUACGCUUUCGGCUUUAUGGGAAUCGUCAGCGCUGUCUUGACAGUCACCGUUGUCGAGGUGACCAUCGUCGCUACGUACUUCUUGUUGUGUUCGGAAGAUUACCACUGGUGGUGGCACUCCUUCAUGAUCGGCGGCUCUUCCUCAGCCUGGAUGUACGCCUAUCUGAUCUACUGCUACUUUGCAAAACUCCACAUCACUGGCUUCGUGUCGAGCAUGUUGUUCUUUGCCUACGGUUUUCUAGCCUGUGGUGUGUAUGCGCUACUCACUGGCACAAUCGGUUUUCUCGCGGCUUACACUUUCGUGAGAAGGAUAUAUGGAGCCAUCAAGAUCGACUAAAAAGUAUCAUAGCAAAUGCCGACAAGAUCACUCUUUCAACAUAAAGAGUCUCCGGCUCUCGGUCUAUUUAUAUGUUAAGCAGGAGGAUUUCAGCAUACCGAUGUUUCA
Boeremia exigua is the source of this 2307-nucleotide messenger RNA. RefSeq names its product endomembrane protein 70. Lineage: Eukaryota; Fungi; Ascomycota; Dothideomycetes; Pleosporales; Didymellaceae. Gene Ontology annotation, biological process: protein localization to membrane; vacuolar transport. Gene Ontology annotation, cellular component: membrane; Golgi apparatus. The transcript is spliced from 2 exons. The coding region runs from base 133 to 2199 and encodes 688 amino acids. The record is from RefSeq and is a predicted model, not a curated record.